Messenger RNA from Pygocentrus nattereri (red-bellied piranha), 708 nucleotides. RefSeq names its product CDKN2A interacting protein N-terminal like (gene xtbd1). The record is from RefSeq and is a predicted model, not a curated record. The transcript is spliced from 3 exons. The coding region runs from base 24 to 404 and encodes 126 amino acids. NCBI's taxonomy places the organism in Eukaryota, Metazoa, Chordata, Actinopteri, Characiformes, Serrasalmidae.
GGACCGUAAGUUACCAGCUCAGAAUGGAAGUAACGUUUAUUGUGUCCAGUCAGAUCACAACGCGUGGAGAGAGGAUGUCUGCUUCUGGGGAUAUAGAGCAAUUUAUUGAACAAAACAGGCAUUUGUCAGACAUUGUAGAGUCAUUUCGUACAAUUUCCGAGAGCGACAAACACUGGGAAUCUAGGAGAGCUUUCAUUUUUAGAAACAUUAAUGACUACGAAGACCCUCACUUGGAUCAUCUUCUUGCUUUGUCAAUGGUGUGGGCAAACAAUGUGUUCCUCGGUUGCCGGUACAGUCAAGAUCUCCUAGACAGAGUGAAGGAGAUGGCUAACGGAAUUGUAGUUGAAGAUGCACCUGUUUUUAAAACCCGAGAUGAGAUCAUCAAGAACCAGCAAAAGAGGUGACACCAAAGCUACUCAUCAGGUGUUUUUGCAGUCUCUUGAUGAACCUGACCAGUGAAGAACCCAAGAAAAGGACAAAGAGGACAGUCAUGUCAACAGAUACGACGAUCGACUGGAAACUUUUAAUCUAGUUUUUGUCACAUACAUUUUCUAAUUGACUUUUUCAUUUUUUUUAAACUCAGACUAUGGAUCUGUAAUAGUUUUUAAAAGCCAUAACUGUAAAAUGGCUUUUUAUGUGAAUGCUGAGUCUAAAGGAUGUCACCAUCACUCAAAGUAAGAAAAAAUAAAAAUCAAAAUCAAAUUAAAA